AGGAAUUCUCCUGCUUGCCACCUCGCGUCCUUUGACUUCUUUUCUAGCUAUCACCUACUGCACUUCCCCCUGCGUCCCGCUCUCUCCUAGCCGACCCAGGGCUGGAGAGCACAGCUUUGGCUGGCAAAGGUUAUUCUCAUUUUGUAGAAGAGAAAACUAAUGCUCACUGUGGCUAAGAGGUGUCCAUGUCGGGUGUCUCCCAAGACUAAGAACGGCUUAUGAGAAGUUGUUGUGGACGCCACUUAUAAAUCCAUUUACCAAAUUUAUGGAGAAAUCUGCAAUUGAUGGAAGUCAUUCAGAAAAACUAUGUCCUCAUUUUAAAAGUACCCCAGAGAAUGAACGUUUAUUGCAGCCUGCCAGUGAAAGUCAUCUCAGCUGUGGAAAGCAGGACAUCCUAAAUGAAAAGACUGAACUGGAAGCAACAUUUAAGGAAGCUGAAUUGGCAACCUGUUCUGUAGAAUUAUUUUUGCCAUUAUUUAAGGAUACCGUUGAAGAGAUUAGUUUUGAAAAUGCUAAUCUUUUUGCAUUCAAUUUGAAGAUUGCUAAACAGAAGGAAAAAUUAACAAAAGAAUUAGACACUUUUAAACAUGUAAAACAAGCUUUAGAACAUCUUCUUAGAAAGACAGAAUACCAACAAGUAGGGGACAGUUUAUCCAGCAUGUUAGAGAAGCUAACUGAUAAUGACAAUGAAAAUAUUAAUCUUAAGAAGAAGCUACUUGAAAAGGAGACCUAUAUUCAAGAACUUUCUUGUUUGUUUCAGAAUGAAAAGGCAAAUGCUUUGAAAGCAAACCGUUUUUCACAAUCAGUAAAAGUAGUACAUGAACGACUACAGCUCCAAAUUCGUAAAAAGGAAGCAGAGAAUGAUAAAUUAAAAGAAUAUAUAAAGAGCUUAGAAACCAAGAUAACUGAAUGGAACUUAGAACUGAGAAAGAAUAAGCAUGAAGCUGUAGCAAUGAAAGAAUCAAGUAGGCAAAAAACUAUAGCUCUAAAAAAGGCAUCUAAAAUUUACAAACAAAGGCUUAAACACUUUACUGGAGACAUGGAAAACCUUACUUCCCAAAUUAGAGAUCGGGAAGCCAAGCUGUCCGAAACAAUUUCAGCUUCCAAUACCUGGAAAAGUCAUUAUGAGAAAAUUGUAAUAGAAAAAACUGAAUUGGAAGUUCAGAUUGAAACAAUGAAAAAGCAAAUUACUAAUCUUUUGGAAGACCUGAAGAAAGUAGAAGACGUUGGUAAAAAUUCAUGUGAAGAAAUUCUUAGAAAACUUCACUCAGUUGAAUAUGAAAAUGAAACUCUGAAUCUUGAGAAUACAAAAUUAAAGACUACCCUUGCUGCUUUGAAGGAUGAGGUUGUUUCUGUCGAAAAUGAACUCUUAGAAUUGCAAGAAGUAGAAAAACAACAGAAAGCCCUUAUUGAAGUAUAUAAAACUCAGAUACAAAAGUUGCAAGAAGCAGCUGAAAUGGUGAAAAGCAGAUGUGAAAAUUUGCUACAUGAAAAUAACCUAAUAACAAAAAACAAAAAUAAAAAGUUAGAGAAGAUGAGAGGCCAGACGGAAUCUCAUCUGAAGGAGUUAGAGCACGUCUGCGAUUCGGUGACGGCGGCGGAACAGAGGCUUCACGAGUGUCAGGAGAGUGUGCAGCACUACAGGGAGAGAUGUGUGGACAAGGUGCACACCGUUAGGGAGCUUCAGGGCCAGGUUGAUGGAAAUCAUAAUCUUCUAAAAAAGCUUUCUUUGGAAGAGGAAAAUUAUCUUAUUCAGUUGAAGUGUGAAAACCUUAAACAAAAAUUAGAACAGAUGGAUGCAGAAAAUAAAGAGCUUGAAAAGAAACUGGCAAACCAAGAAGAAUGUCUUAAGCACAGCAAUCUUAAGUUUGAAGAGAAAUCUGCAGAACAUACAGCAUUGGCCAGACAGCUGGAAGCUGCUUUAGAAGAAGGAAGACAAAAGGUUUCUGAAGAAAUAGAGAAAAUGUCAUCUAGAGAGAGGGUUUUACAGAUUAAAAUAUUAGAUCUGGAAACUGAGCUUAGAAAGAAAAAUGAAGAACAAAGUCAACUUGUUUGCAAAAUGAACAGUAAAGCACAACACCAGGAAGUAUGUUUGAAAGAAAUACAACAUAGUCUUGAAAAGUCGGAGAAUCAAAAUGAGAGUAUUAAGAAUUAUUUACAGUUUCUUAAAACUUCUUAUGUAACAAUGUUUGGAUAAAUUGUUGGAUUUAUUUUCUAUAAGCGAUAGGAUUUUACUUUAAGUCUAAAACAUGAUUGGGUAAUAAAUAAACUUUAAUUUACGGGU
Herpailurus yagouaroundi (jaguarundi) is the source of this 2284-nucleotide messenger RNA. RefSeq names its product outer dense fiber of sperm tails 2 like (gene ODF2L). The coding region runs from base 266 to 2197 and encodes 643 amino acids. The record is from RefSeq and is a predicted model, not a curated record. Gene Ontology annotation, cellular component: centrosome; ciliary basal body. Lineage: Eukaryota; Metazoa; Chordata; Mammalia; Carnivora; Felidae. Gene Ontology annotation, biological process: negative regulation of cilium assembly. The transcript is spliced from 18 exons.